AUGUUUCAACCCAAAAAAAUAUUUUAUACUAUUUUAUUAAUAUUAAUUUACGCAAUACAACACACAAACAGUUUUAUCGCAUAUGAUUGCUCGGGCACAAAACUUAACAUAACAUCAUUUAACACACUGAACGUUGAUUACUGUUCACCGCCUUUACCAAAUAAAAUAGAAAGAAUUCACAUGAUCAAACUACUACAAAAAACAGAAUCAAAACAAAUACAAUUUCAAGCAUGCUAUAUCGUAGCAGAUUAUAUCAUAACAAAAUGUGCGGGAUUUGACGACGCCCAAAUAGUAGGUCACGGAUACUUCACAGAACUUAUACAAACUGGUGCCGUUAUGUGCGCAGAUGCCCACGUUAAACGAUCAUACACAUUUUACCCGGGAAUCACAGCACACAACUUGAAAAUAAACCAAACAAUGUACUUCUCUGAACUAAUUAAGGGUACAGCCAACCACGAAGGAGAUUGCUACGGUGAAACAUUUAGAACCGAUAAAUACGAGUGGAACAACGUACUAGUACAAGCAAAAUACAAAAUACAGCUGUCUGAAGGCACCGCCACCGCCAACAGUAUAGACAACGUAUUAAUAUUACCCACUGGCACACGCUUAAAAUUAUCGGACACUUAUGGUAUCGACUCACAUAAAGGGGAGAUCGUAUGGCAGAAUAACCAUAAAACAGACUGCACUACAGAUAAAUAUGACACAUUAUACGAGGGCCCAGCUACACUCAUUACAUCUAAACAGUCAAUGAACUCCACCUCCGAAAUACAAACAUUCCUGGUUGAAUCUGACAACAUCGCUUUUGCUCUUCGUAAAAUAAACAUUGACUACGCAUGUAAUAUACAGGUUUUUCAAACAGAACACCCGAGACUUAUAAUACUAACCGACCCAGCAUAUAUGCACUACUUCCAUACGAAACCUAUAUCUACCUUCAACACAGACCUUAUGGCAUAUAUCAACACAAAAUUCGUAUACAUACAAAACAUAAUUCAGGCAUCCUCAACGUCAAUGUAUCUUGAUCUAGUCACCAAACAAUGCAAUUUAGAAAGAAAAAUACUUAUGCAAAAACUUUCAUUAGCAUCCUACAGCCUAUCUGAAUUUGCAUACGCAAUGGGUGAAGGACCCGGAUUUACUGCAUUAAAAUCUGGAGAAAUAGUAUACUUAUUAAAAUGUAAACCUGUCGAUGUUGAACUAGACAGGAGCCACAAAGUAUGCUUCCAAGAACUUCCGGUUAUUUAUAACAAACAAAAAUUAUUUAUGGCACCAAAAACACACACAUUACAGAAAUACGGAACCGAAAUCGACUGCACUAUAAUACUGCCAACAGGAUACCUCAUGGAAGGCGAAUGGAUAAGCAUGUCGCCUGAAUACAACGAAUUAGGACUUGGUAAAAUACCACAAAUUUUAAAACCACAAACAGCCUGGACUUGGUCAUUCAGAAGCCCAGAAAACUUAAUGAAUGCAGGCUUAUAUUCUAGUGACAUGAUUAAUGCAUUACAAAAACACUUGUUAUUCCCCCAAGAAGUAGACGCAGCUCAAAGUAACUUAGCCAGGCAAACUAUGGGCUACAAUACAUUUGAUCAAGGUUUAAAAUUAAAACCUUUCAUUGACGAACAAAUCAUAAGCAGAUUAGUUGAAGAAAAACUAUACAAAAUGUGGGGAUGGUUCGUAGGAUUCGGAAACUUUAUAUCCGGUUUACUAGGCUUGUUUGUUGCAUGGAAAAUCAUAAUGAUAUGUCUAAACACAACAAUCAAUAUGUCCAUACUUUACCAAACAUUUGGAUGCAGCUUCAAAGUUUUAGCUGGAAUAUUCGCUAGCAUGACGCAAUACUUCAUGCACAAAUCGCAUACACGUGACAUCAAUCAAAAUUCAAAUAAUCAAGACGAGCAAUCCACAAAUGACAACAAUAAUCACACACUAAAUACUGUUCAAGAACAACACAUUUCACCACCCCAACAAAUUUACCCAUCAUUCCGCUUUGAAACUAAUACGAGCCACUACCAAGUACCUAGGAGAUCAAUGUAA
Macrosiphum euphorbiae (potato aphid) is the source of this 2025-nucleotide messenger RNA. Lineage: Eukaryota; Metazoa; Arthropoda; Insecta; Hemiptera; Aphididae. The record is from the annotation of a GenBank genome assembly.